This is a messenger RNA of Peronospora matthiolae, 1083 nucleotides long. The record is from the annotation of a GenBank genome assembly. Lineage: Eukaryota; Oomycota; Peronosporomycetes; Peronosporales; Peronosporaceae.
AUGAAGCUCGCCAAGGCCGCGGCCCAGCAGCUCAAGGCCGUUGUCAUUGAGUACGACGUGCUCUGCAGCACCCUAUUGGGCAAAUCUGCAGCCGAGCAGGCGGAGCAGCAGCGCCAAAAGAUUGCUCUGGCAAAGAACCAGCAGCGAAACUCGCUGUUCAAUGAAUAUGUGAUCAAAACGCUGCUCGUGAGUGACGUGCGGGAACUACUCAAGCGCCUGGACAAGGACGCAACGGGAAAGCCUUGGGCAGUAAAAGAGAGACUGCAGAACACGCUGAAAGGAUUGCCGAGUGAAUUUUUGGAGCGAGCGAUGAGCUCAAGGGACACGGAUAUGGUCGCUGGAAGCACAAACAGUGAUGAUAAUCUUGUAGACGAGCAGUUGAAGAAGGCGCUGGAUGACAUGACGAGACAGAAGGACUUGAACGACGAUAAGAAAGAGAAUGGUGACCAGUGGAAGAGUAGUAACAGCUGGGGAGUCGAGACUGACAGUCCAACCAGCUCGUUGAGAGACAAGUACUUGGACAAGAUCAAUCGGCUUAAAGAGAAGAAGAGGAAAAGUCAGGAUAACACAGAACAAUCAAGAGUAAAUGUGACAGGACCGGGGGAUGGUGGGGGAAACAUUACGUCGGCUGGUCUCUCCACUUGGAUCGUGAAUCCAGGGACUAAUGAAGUUCUCAGCUACUCGGACCUGCGAGGAUUGCUUAAAGCGGUGAUUCCAGCCAGAGAUCCGCUGCAGGAUGACGAGUACAACUUUUUUCUGAAAGAGAUGGAUGGCCAGUUUGAUAUGUUUCUGUCGAAGGAAGACCAAGCAAAGUUUCCGGAUCCGAAACCAAUCCUUUCCAUUUGCGCAAAGUUUGAUGUGGAGCCGUCAAACGUCCUAGUGCUCGCUCGUCAUGCGACCACUAUAAAAGCCGCCAAAAAUGCCGGAGCACACGUGUGCCAUUACAUGCCCGGAGACAAGGCGAUCCCGAACCACACGGCACACUACCAUUUGACACACUUAAGUGAUUAUCAGCACCUCAUUGAAGACUUUAACGGCAUCUCAUACCGCGACAAGAUCACAAUCGGCUCUAUUGAGUUUUAG